AUGGAGAAGUCUAUUGUAUGUUUUAAUUAUUAUAAAAUAACUUACAGCCUUAUUAUGUUUUAUGCCAUUUUAGAAAAUUUUCCCAAAUGCCUAGACAUUAUAGAAAAGAAACCUAAGAACGUAAGCACAGAAGAUAAGAACCAAUAUAGCCCAUGGGAAAUAGAGUGUACGAACGAGGUUAAUAUAACUAAGUUAAGAAAUGUUCAUGUUGAUAAUAGAACUCCACAAGGUAUAUGCAUACAAGUUAUGGAAUAUUUAGGUGAAAUUAAUAAUGAUGAGGAACAAGCCUUAAAAGAUGCGGGAUGUGAAUUUUUUUAUUAUUGGAUAUAUUAUGUUCUUUUUAAUAAUAAUGAAAAAAAAAUUAAUGAUAUACAAAGCCAAUAUGAAGAACUUAUCAAUAUAUAUAACAAUGCCUAUUUUAAAAAAAAUAUAAAAAGUCGAUGUAUUGGCUCUAAGAGACCUAUUGAACAUGAUGAUUUUAAAAAAAUCUUAGAAUUAUCUAGUAUAUAUAACUCAAUAUAUAAAAACACUAAGCGAGAUAAAAAUGAUGAUAUUUUUAAAGAAGUAAUUAAAAUAGUAAAGUUAUAUAAUUCUAAAUUAGAAAAUAAUCCAAGUAAAAUUAUAGAAAUUGUAAAAGAGCCUUCUUGUAAAAAUAGUAGCGGAGUUACAAUAAUAAUUACCUUUGUUGUAACAAUCAUUGUUUUCCUUUCUUUAUUUAUUUUGUAUAAGUUUACGAUAUUUGGUUCAUUAUGGCGCAACAUAAUAAACAGAAAAAUAAGCAAAUCUUAUAGUAUUAAUGAAGAAAGGAAUGUUUUUCAAGGAUCUGAAAUAUACAGCGUUCUACCUAGUAGGAAUGAGCAUAAUUUAUUAUACUUUUCUCCAUAA
Messenger RNA from Plasmodium gonderi, 885 nucleotides. RefSeq names its product variable surface protein. The transcript has 3 exons. NCBI's taxonomy places the organism in Eukaryota, Apicomplexa, Aconoidasida, Haemosporida, Plasmodiidae. The record is from RefSeq and is a predicted model, not a curated record. Bases 1 to 885 code for a protein of 294 amino acids.